UUUCUACCAACUCAAAGCGAAGUGAUCCCUCUCGAAACAUGUCGCAAGAGAAUCCAGACCCUCCCGGGGAUCCGAGCACCUUCCCAUUCAUGAGACUGCCGAAAGAUGUCCGACUGAUGGUGUAUGAGCGUCUUCCACGCAGGAUCACCAAAGUUGUGGUACGUCCUUGGGGUGAUAACGACUCGGAACUACACCUUUACCUUCGAGGUACCGAUGCUGCAAUCCUCAGGGCUUCGAGACGCAUCUAUGAGGAAGCUAAACCGUUUGUCCGACGCAUUGCUAAGGAAUUCAUCCUAUGCAAAACGCCGCAAAUCGCCUACCAGGUUGGAAGCAACAGUCUGAUAAUACCGAUUGGCGACCUGAUCAUGGGAGAGAUCGACAAGUCGGUCGACACGCUGAAGGAAAACAUGGAAACUAGUUGGGAGAUGUCGCAGUUUGAGGCUUAUCUAGCAACACUGAAGAUGAGCAGCAAGACUAUCAACGCACGCUGGGAUAAAAUCUCUUACAACCUUCCACUCGACCUCGCGAAGUCUCUAAGUCGAUAUAAUGACCAUUUUCAUGGGCGUUACAACAAGGAAUCCGCUCUAUGGUGCAAUGCAGCAAUUCUGAAACAGGCACGAUUUAUCCGUGCUUUUAUCAUCCAAUCCCCUCAUCAACUCCUCUAUCGCCACAUCAUGUGUGAAAAAGGUAUGGCAAUUGGUACACCGCCACUCACAAUUGAUGUACUCUACGACGUCACCUGGUCGACUGAUACUUACGAAACCCUGACUCGUCCCGGCCUCCGAGUCGAAGCACUGCUGGACUUGCGACCGGUAUCACUCCUGUGGAAGACACAACGUGGGAAUCGGGAUGUUCUCCGAUGCCUCAUUGGUGUGAAGCGCACGACCUUGGAGACAAGAGCACAGUGUCUGGAGCCCCCACAGUCAUUUGAGAUCGACGAUAGGUGUUUGAGGCCCCUUGAGCUGCAGUUACAGGCUAGCUUCCCAACUAUGGCGCAGAUUGUGAUUCACGGUGGUAUGUCGCGAGACACGUGGCGGGAAAACUGGAUCCCAAGUCAUGUUAUCAACCCGAGGACGCAGCUGAAGGAGGAAUUCAAGAUUCACGGAUGAAUAACGUGCGAUGGAUUUGGUGAUGGAUUUGGUAAUGGAUUGG
Westerdykella ornata is the source of this 1152-nucleotide messenger RNA. RefSeq lists its product as uncharacterized. Bases 39 to 1109 code for a protein of 356 amino acids. NCBI's taxonomy places the organism in Eukaryota, Fungi, Ascomycota, Dothideomycetes, Pleosporales, Sporormiaceae. The transcript has a single exon. The record is from RefSeq and is a predicted model, not a curated record.